Molecule: messenger RNA, 1550 nt
Organism: Rhinichthys klamathensis goyatoka
Lineage: Eukaryota; Metazoa; Chordata; Actinopteri; Cypriniformes; Leuciscidae
Product: mediator of RNA polymerase II transcription subunit 23-like
Exons: 11
Coding region: 151-1116 (321 amino acids)
Biological process (GO): positive regulation of gene expression; regulation of transcription by RNA polymerase II
Cellular component (GO): transcription regulator complex; mediator complex
Source: RefSeq, a predicted model, not a curated record
UUCAGCGCGCUCGAGUUCCGGUGUUUCUGGACACUGGCGCUUGUUUUCUGUUGUUCAUCAGAGCGUCAGUUCAGCGCUAAUUCAACACACACACUAUAACAUGGACAAGUAAGUUUACGAAGUGGUGCCCUGUGACGAGCUCCUCAGAUCAUGGCGGUCCCGAUGGAAAGUCAGCUGCAGAGUAUUUUUGAGGAUGUAGUGAAAACUGAGGUGAUAGAGGAGGCGUUUGCUGGCAUGUUCAUGGACAGUGCGGAGGAUGAGAGGAACAAACUCAUGAGCUGUUUAGGAGCCUUCAGACAGUACUGGAUCAGCCUGCCCCAGGAGUCACAUGAUCAGUGUGUGCAGUGGAUCGUCCGCUUCAUUCAUGGUCAGCACAGCCCCAAACGCAUCGCCUUCCUCUACGACUGUCUGGCCAUGGCGGUGGAGACCAGCCUCCUGCCUCCCAGAAUGGUGUGUCAGGCUCUGAUCGGCUCGGACAGUCUGGAGUGGGAGAGAACUCAACUCUGGGCUUUGACCUUCAAACUCAUCCGCAAAAUCAUUGGAGGAGUCGACUACAAGGGCGUCAGGGAUCUCCUGAAGGCCGUGUUGGACAAGAUUCAGACCGUCCCAAGCUUUGUGAGCUCGGCUGUGGUCCAGCAGCUGCUAGCGGCACGAGAAGUGGUGGAGUACAUACUGGACCGCAACGCUUGUCUGCUGCCCGCGUACUUCGCUGUGACCGAGAUCCGGAAGCUGUAUCCAGAGGGCUUGCUCUCACACUGGCUGUUGGGCAGCCUGAUAUCUGACUUCGUUGAUAGUUUCAGACCGACCGCCCGUAUUAACUCCAUCUGUGGGCGCUGCAGUCUUCUGCCGGUGGUCAAUAACUCGGGGGCGAUCUGUAACUCGUGGAAGCUGGACCCGAGCACCCUGCGCUUCCCUCUGAGGGGAAUGCUGCCCUACGAUAAGGACCUGUUCGAGCCGCAGACGGGUCUGCUGAGGUAUGUGCUGGAGCAGCCCUACUCCAGAGACAUGGUCUGCAACAUGCUGGGCCUCAACAAGCAGACCUUGAACAUUGCUCAGGUAUGUUCACAAUCUUACUGUUGUAUUGUGACUAACCAGACACUGGAAGCGUCCUCCUAGCCAAACCCCAAACGAUUCCAUCUAAUUACGAUUGAAGAAGAACAACCUCAAGUGAAACGAGACAAUAAACGUAGGGCUUGAAAUUACUGACUGCCACGAGCAAUUAUUAGAGCAUUUGAAAGGCUGACCGAGAAAUUCAUCAGCUUUUCCACAACAGUCUUCUGCACUUUCAGCCAAACUGCUUUCCCUCUUUCCCAAAAUUGAAGCUUUUAUUUAACAAACAAACAGUGAUGCAACUGGAUUGUUCCUUUUGAUUCUUCUUUCACACUUCUUACUGUUUACAAUGACAUUUUAGAUCGGAGAAAGCUUUUAAGCUGUUGUAGUAUGUGGGUCAUUCACAGGAAACGGCGCCAUUGAAGCUCAAAUAUUCCAGUGUUUUUGAAAACGUUAUUGCUGAGCUUUCUAGAAAUCAUAUUUUCUUAGCUCAGGUGCAA